UUACCCGGUUACGAACGAAAACAUGCCAAACUUACUCUGUGGUAUGUCCGUACUCUACGUACUCUACAUACCCACCAGCACCGAGUGAGCCUUGCGUUGGUUCCGAGCAGAGGGAAAAGUGGCGACGACGUCGGCGACAUAAGCCAGCCAGCCAGGCCAGCCAGGCACGCAUGCACGGUGCCGAGUUCCCACGUCGUCGCCCCCCCCUCCCCCAGCCAUCUCACCCACCACCACUAAUCUACUCUACCACCACCACCACCACCACCACCCACACCCAAUCCGGACUCCAUCCCAUCCUUCCCCGCCGUCAAUUCCGCGCGGGCCGGGUUGGCAGACACCCAGCAACUCCGACGUUCCGUCCACCGCCCACCACCACCCACCGCCGUCGCCGCCGCCUGCGAGCCCGAUUUGGUCGAAGCUCUCUUCCCCUCUUCCCCUCUGCCCCCCAGGCCAGACAGCUGCCGGAUUACCCUCGCGACAAACACUUCGAUAACUCUCUCUCUCUCAUUUCACUGCCGAGAGUGCCGAGCGAGGGAUUUUCCCCCUCCCAUCUUAUUCCUUUGGGAUUGGAUAAUUCCGCCCUAUCCCACGAUCGGAUUUUUUCUCUUCUCUUUUCUUUCUUGCUCUCUCUUGCCCUCUCUCUCUCUUUCUCUCUCUCGCUCUCGCACAGGACUACGAACGAUAGCCAGAAGAAGGCGACUACCUAGAGUGCCCUAUACUCAUUCGCGCCACUACUCUAGUUGGGACGGUGGAGUACGGACCAGGCGGCGCACAAACUACCAUACCACUACCGUUACUACCACUACAACAACCACCGCCACCGCCGCCACUACCAACAUCAUCGUCAGCAAGCCUAUCAUGUCACACAAUUGUCAUUUGUCCGUCCAAUGCGAAGCUUCGGCAUCACAGGAGAUAUGUGCUCUACUCGCAUACACGUCGACAGCUUAGCUUCGAUUCGAG
This is a messenger RNA of Tricharina praecox, 960 nucleotides long. RefSeq lists its product as uncharacterized. The transcript has 2 exons. The coding region runs from base 171 to 707 and encodes 178 amino acids. The record is from RefSeq and is a predicted model, not a curated record. NCBI's taxonomy places the organism in Eukaryota, Fungi, Ascomycota, Pezizomycetes, Pezizales, Pyronemataceae.